GUCUUUGCCGCCAAAGAAUCACAACAAAAACAUUAUUGAGUUUGUUAGCCAAUUUUGCUCACAAUCCGUUCCGCACUUUUACGUCACUUUAAUCAUCACUAACAAAAAUUACUUGGACACAUAAAUAUCUCAUUUUCGCUCUUAACCUCGUAUUCCGCCAAAAUUUAGAAUAUGGAAGGCUUUUUAAAGACUGGAAAGCUUGGAUCUAAUGCAGGCUCUUCUGGAAAAAGCAGAGCCAAAGCAGAUGCUGACGAGAGGAGGUCCAAGGCGCCUUGGGUAGAAAAAUAUCGACCAAAAACCGUGGAGGAAGUUGUCGCUCAGCCAGAGGUUGUGUCUGUGUUGCAACAAGUUUUGUCAAAGGGUGCUGAUCUUCCCAACCUUUUACUCUAUGGCCCACCCGGUACUGGCAAAACAAGUACGAUUAUGGCAGCAGCAAGACAAUUAUUUGGUAGUUUAUAUAAAGAGAGGGUUUUGGAGCUGAAUGCCUCUGAUGAAAGAGGCAUCCAGGUCAUCAGGGAGAAGGUCAAGCAAUUUGCUCAGUUGGCAGCCAGUUCUGAAAGACCAGAUGGCAAAAAAUGCCCAGGAUUCAAAAUUGUUAUUCUGGACGAAGCUGACUCAAUGACCAAACAAGCACAAUCUGCACUUCGUCGCACAAUGGAGAGAGAAUCCAAAAGCACAAGAUUUUGUCUUGUCUGCAACUAUGUCUCAAGGAUCAUCGAGCCCAUCACUUCCAGAUGUGCCAAAUUCCGCUUCAAGCCUCUGAGCAAGGAGCAACUGAUUGGGCGUCUGGAAAUGAUCGCCAAAGAAGAAGGGGUAGCAGUUGGCGACGGUGCGAUUGAAGCUGUCAUCACCACGUCAGGUGGUGAUCUUCGAAGGGCGAUCACCUGCUUGCAGUCUUGCUCCCGACUGAAAAACAAGGGACUGCCUGUGGAAAAGGGAGAGGUUGUUGAAUUAAUGGGAGUUGUCCCGGGCAACUGGAUCCAUAAGCUCUUGGAGGUCACGGCGACGAAAAAUUACGACAAGGUGGACGCCUUUGUAAACAACAUUCUCUUAGAGGCGUACUCAGCCUCACAGAUCAUGCUGCAACUGCACGAUCGCAUUCUCGACAAAGACGACUUGAAUGACGAGUCGAAGGCAGUUGUUUGCGAAAAAAUUGCUAUUUGCAUGGCUGCGCUUGAGAGAGGAGCUGAUGAGUACCUGCAGUUGAUGGCACUGGUGUGCACAAUGAUGUAUGUUUUUUAAUGGGAGCGUCUGGAAAACAAAAUCUGAUUCCAUUUUUUCAGCAUGAAUGUUCUUGUAUUUGUAACUCUUUUUGCAGAAAGUUGAUUCUUAAAAUACACAAAUUUAAGUCUCCAAAA
Messenger RNA from Cloeon dipterum, 1358 nucleotides. RefSeq names its product replication factor C subunit 4. The coding region runs from base 172 to 1242 and encodes 356 amino acids. Gene Ontology annotation, biological process: DNA-templated DNA replication; DNA repair. Gene Ontology annotation, molecular function: ATP binding; DNA binding; DNA clamp loader activity. The record is from RefSeq and is a predicted model, not a curated record. Gene Ontology annotation, cellular component: nucleus; DNA replication factor C complex. NCBI's taxonomy places the organism in Eukaryota, Metazoa, Arthropoda, Insecta, Ephemeroptera, Baetidae. The transcript has 6 exons.